This is a messenger RNA of Fomitopsis serialis, 1311 nucleotides long. RefSeq lists its product as uncharacterized. Bases 1 to 1311 code for a protein of 436 amino acids. Gene Ontology annotation, molecular function: protein binding. The transcript is spliced from 4 exons. NCBI's taxonomy places the organism in Eukaryota, Fungi, Basidiomycota, Agaricomycetes, Polyporales, Fomitopsidaceae. The record is from RefSeq and is a predicted model, not a curated record.
AUGGUUGUGGUCGACUUCGAAGCAUCCGACGCAGAGCGUGGUGCGGAUGGCAACGGUGGCUAUAAACUCCAUCCCGAAGUACAAGCCAUCCUUGACCGGACGACUGGAUAUAUCAAAGACGAUCAGGUUGGGAAGAGGUUUCGACACCUCUACAGGGCAGGUACUCUCGAGCAGGACGCUAGCAAGUUCAGGCAGUUCGCUUACGACUGUUUCUUCGGCCAAAUCGCCAAGGUGAAACGGGCCGUUGAGAGCAGGCAGGUACCCGACCUGGCAGGGACCGAAACGCCUUACAAGUUUGGCUACUGCACCCUCGUCCUUGCAGGGGGGCAGCGAGGCGCGGAAGCCUUCCCAGGAGCGGAUCACGUCGCCACUAUGAAGUUCCUCAUCUCCAAAGGGGCAUCCAUGGACUCCUGCGACAUCGCCGGCCUCACCGCGCUACACCAUGCGACGCAAGGCACGGCCGGUCCCACGCUUGCACUGGUGCGCGUACUUCUCGAGUCUGGCGCAAAUGUCAACGUCCAGAACCGCUAUGGUGAAAUCCCCCUCCUAUGUUGCUUCCAUGAGUGCGACGUGGACUUGGUGGAGCUGUUCAUGGAGUUUGGUGCCGACUUGGACAUACCCGAUGCGAACGGCACGACUGGGCGUAGUAUAUUUGUCAACAUGGGCCCGACGAUUACGGCGGUGGUCACGAAAUGGAUUAGGAAGAGGAGCGGAGAGCAGAAGCCCCUUGACGGGAAGACAUGUGCGAAGUGUGGGGAGACCGCCGGCCCGCUCAAGAUAUGCAGCAAGUGUCAUGCAGCAAAAUAUUGCUCGCCCGAGUGCCAGAAUACUCACCAGCUUCCCAGGAGCGGAUUGGCCAGCACACAAAAGACGUGCACGCCAUUCGACGCUGCGACGUCAGUGACCGUCCGUCCGACAUACCGCGACCUUGGCACGCUUAUGACUCCCGCUGACCUCGCACGACAAGCUAUGGGCAUUCCAACGAAGGCACGCCCUGAUGCGCAUUACCGCGGCGUGCACGCGCCACACGUGAAGCCCGGUCAACCAAAAGCGAUGGUCGUCAAGGUGCAGGUGCCGUACUUGGGCUCGCAGCCGAUCAUGCGGGGUGGGCCGAUGCUCGUAUACGACAAGAAGCGCGAGCUCGUGUGUACACUGGAGGCGACCGGGAAUGAGGAGGCGUACAUGCGCAUCGCGCAGACCGUCUGGACGAAGGGCGUCGGCGGCGCGAAGGCUUACUUCCCUGCGGAGCUGAGGAGUCGGGACGAACUGGUGAUCAAAGUUGGAGAGGUCCUGGCCGAGCAACCUUUUUGA